Molecule: messenger RNA, 6158 nt
Organism: Equus caballus (horse)
Lineage: Eukaryota; Metazoa; Chordata; Mammalia; Perissodactyla; Equidae
Source: RefSeq, a predicted model, not a curated record
AGCAGGGGGCAGAGAGAGAGCCCGUCUUCUUUCUAAGCAGAAAAGCAGAAAAAGAAAAGACACAGGCAAACACCCUGUUGACCUGAGAGAAGUAAACUCCAGAAGGGAACCAAGAACUCUUCCCUUCCCUGUUUUUGCACUGCCUCUCCAAAAUGGAAGCUAUUACAUUUGCUUGAACUAGUAUAACCAAGUGGAAAGACCUGCAAGGAAAGAAGAAGAUACUUAAAGGAACUCUGAACUACAGUACCCAGUUGUAGUGAGCUUUUUGCUAAGCUGUUUCAGCCCAGAAUGGCUGUGGAAUCCAGAGCAAUUUCAACCCUGGUACCUCAGAAUCCUCAGGAACAAGAACUAAUACUGGUGAAAGUAGAAGAAAGCCUUUCCUGGGGUCAGAAAUUUAAACAGAAUGGGAGCACCCAAUCCUGCCAAGAAUUGUUUCGCCAGCAAUUCAGGAAGUUUUGCUACCAGGAGACACCUGGGCCCCGGGAGGCUUUGGGCCGACUCCAGGAGCUUUGUUAUCAAUGGCUCAUGCCAGAGGUGCACACUAAGGAGCAGAUCCUGGAGCUGCUGGUCCUGGAGCAGUUCCUGAGCAUCCUGCCUGAGGAGCUGCGGAUCUGGGUUCAGCAACAUAGUCCAAAAAGCGGCGAGGAAGCUGUGACUCUCUUGGAGGAUUUGGAGAGGGAAUUUGAUGAUCCAGGGCAGCAGGUCCCCACUAGUCCACAGGGACCAGCAGUACCAUGGAAAGAUUUGACAUGUCUUGCAGCAUCCCAAGAUUUAACAGACAUCCAACUCCAGCCUUUAAAGAUGCAGCUGAAACCCUGGGAACCUUGCCUUUCCCCGAAAAGUGAUUGUGAGAACGAUGAAUCAGUGACAAAGGACAAUUUGGGAGAAAAAUCACAAGGACUUCGCCAGGGACCUUCAUUUGGAGCAGUUAGUGAACAUGAAAGCAAUUUAAAGUGGCAGCAAGGAAGUCCUACAGUGGAGCGAUUAAGAAAAUCCCCUUCCCAAGGGGGCAGUUUUAGUCAAGUAACCUUCACACACAAAUCUCUGGGAAAGAGAGACCACCAUGAUGAGUCUGAGAGAAGCUUGAUUCUAAGCACAAACUCGAUAACGUAUCAGAAAGUUCCUGCAGAAGAGAGACCCUAUAGAUGUGACGUAUGUGGGCACAGCUUCAAACAGCAUUCCUCUCUAACGCAACAUCAGAGAAUCCAUACCGGAGAAAAGCCCUAUAAAUGUAACCAGUGUGGAAAGGCCUUUAGUUUGAGGUCAUAUCUUAUUAUUCAUCAGAGAAUUCAUAGUGGUGAGAAAGCAUAUGAAUGUAGUGAAUGUGGGAAAGCCUUCAAUCAGAGCUCAGCCCUCAUUAGACAUCGGAAAAUUCAUACUGGUGAGAAAGCUUGUAAAUGUAAUGAAUGUGGCAAAGCAUUCAGUCAAAGUUCAUAUCUCAUCAUACAUCAAAGAAUUCACACUGGCGAAAAACCCUAUGAGUGUAAUGAGUGUGGGAAAACCUUUAGCCAGAGCUCAAAGCUUAUUAGACACCAGCGAAUUCAUACAGGAGAGAGACCUUAUGAAUGUAACGAAUGUGGAAAAGCUUUCAGGCAGAGCUCAGAGCUGAUUACCCAUCAGAGAAUCCAUAGCGGAGAGAAACCCUAUGAAUGUAAUGAGUGUGGAAAAGCCUUCAGUUUGAGCUCAAACCUCAUCAGACAUCAGAGAAUUCAUAGUGGAGAGGAACCUUAUCAGUGUAAUGAAUGUGGUAAAACCUUCAAAAGGAGCUCAGCCCUUGUGCAGCAUCAGAGAAUCCAUUCUGGAGAUGAAGCUUAUAUAUGUAAUGAAUGUGGAAAGGCUUUCAGGCACAGAUCAGUCCUUAUGCGCCAUCAGAGAGUCCACAGUGUAAAGGUCCUCCAGCAUAGUCACGGCUUCCUCUCCAUCCUCUGGUCGGUGAUCUCGCAGCCAGGCCUGCAGCUCCUCGGGCAGGAUGGCCAGGAACUGCUCCAGCACCAGCAGCUCCAGGAUCUGCUCCUUAGUGUGCACCUCUGGCCUCAGCCACUGACGGCAAAGCUGCCGGAGCCGGCUCAGAGCCUCCCGGGGCCCAGCAGAGUCAGACAUCAGCCACGGAGCAUGGACCCCACGACAGACUUAUUAAGCCAGAAGCUCCAUGGGUGCAGCUUCACCUGCGGCCUGGCACACCGGAGGCUCCCGGUAAGUGCUGGAGGAGUCAAUGGACGCAAGGGCGGGAUGAGCGCGCGGACUGACAAAUGCAUGAACGGAUGGAUGGAACCGCGGGCGGGCGGGAGGACCGUAGCGCCGACGAGGGGCGGCCUCCUGGUCCAGCCGCAGGCUCUGCCCCUGGCACAGGCAGGCCGAGGCAAGGCGGCGGGGAGGGCUGAUGCCGCACGGGGGCGGUUUGGGAAGCACCCAGUGCCGCGCUGCCCGGCCGCCUCACUCACCCUUGGCUCCGCGGGCUGCGGGGACGACCCCAGAGAGAGAGCAGGACGGCCUCUCGCCGCACGCCGGAAGUGGGGCGGGCGCGCCCCUCUAGGAAGGCGGGAGGACUGCAGCUCUGUAGCGGGCGCGCGGCGCCGGGGGGCUCCGGGGCAGGAGCGAGGGGUAGGGGAGAAGGACCGUGUCUCCGGGUGUUCGCAAAUUGUGGUCCCAGGAUCAGCAGCAUCCGCAUCACCUGAGAACCUGGGCUCCCACCCUAGAUCUACCGAGUCGGAAACCCUGGGGGUGGGGCCCAGCAAGCAGUAUUUUAACAAGACCUCCAGAACCGGCAGACAGGAUAGCACGGGAUCUGCGCGGCUGGUCAACCAGGUUUCUCGCUAUGCCGAGCGGGGACAGCUCCGCGGAUGUUUGGGGGUUAAAUCUCGGCAGCCCUACCCUCACCUCCGCCCCCCUCGCGCCGCCGCCCCGCGCGUGCGCACGUGCGAGGCCACGCGCCAUAGAGCUGAGCAAUCCUCCCAGAUUCCUAGAGCGGCCGGGGUGAUGGCUGGUUCGCCGCGCGUGGGGCUUGAUAGCGACCUGGACAACACUUCCAGAUUCCCUUCCAAGUGCAGUGGUGCCCAGUUGCCACCAGGUCUCAGACCCCUACCUGGACAAGAAAAGCUUACUGAGGAAAUGGUAAUUCUCCAGUUGCGCCCUGAGGUGUCAAGUGUCCAGCUGCAGCCCAUGGAGAUCCAGUUCAAUUGUGAAUCUCAAGAACACCACUUUCUGUCGGAUGGUGAGACUAAGACCAAGACUGGAGAGGUGGCUUCAGAGGAGGAAAUGACAGCAAAAAUUGAACCAUUGACUGAAGACUCUAGCAACCUCAGAGAUAAUGUUCUCCAGCAUUCUGAAUGCAGAGAAUUCUGUGAAUUUGGAGAUAAAUUAAGUGGAAAGGAUCAGAACCUCUUUAAAAGAAGACAACAUAACUGUGAUGAAUGUGGCCAAAGCUUUUCUUGGAGUACAGGCCUUAUUAGGCAUCGAAGCACCCACUGGGAGAAACCCUAUGAAUGUGAUAAGUGUGGAAAAGCCUUUAGUGUGAGCUCUGCCCUGGUUUUGCAUCAGAGAAUUCAUACUGGGGAGAAACCCUAUCCUUGUAAUUGGUGUAUUAAAAGUUUCAGUCGUAGUUCAGACCUUAUUAAACAUCAACGGGUCCACACUGGUGAGAAACCUUAUAAAUGUCAUGAAUGUGGGAAAGCCUUCAGUCAGAGCUCAGAUCUUAUUAUACAUCAGAGAAUCCAUACAGGAGAAAAACCCUAUCAGUGCAGUCAUUGUAGUAAAAGUUUUAGCCAGCGCUCAGACCUAGUUAAACAUCAGAGAAUCCAUACUGGAGAGAAGCCUUAUACAUGUAACCAGUGUAACAAACAUUUUAGUCAGAGUUCUGAUGUUAUAAAACAUCAAAGGAUCCACACUGGGGAGAAACCAUAUAAAUGUGACGUGUGUGGAAAAGCCUUCAGUCAGAGCUCAGAUCUUAUUCUACAUCAGAGAAUCCACACUGGGGAGAAACCAUAUCCAUGUAAUCAGUGUAGCAAAAGUUUCAGUCAGAACUCAGACCUUAUUAAACAUCGAAGGAUCCACACUGGAGAGAAACCCUAUAAAUGUAAUGAAUGUGGGAAAGCCUUUAAUCAGAGCUCGGUCCUUAUUCUGCAUCAGAGAAUUCACACUGGAGAGAAACCCUAUCCAUGUAAUCAGUGUAGCAAAACCUUCAGUAGACUUUCAGAUCUCAUUAAUCAUCAACGAAUCCACACUGGAGAGAAGCCUUACCCGUGUAACCAGUGUAGUAAAAUGUUUAGUCGAAGAUCAGAUCUUGUUAAACAUCACAGAAUUCAUACAGGUGAGAAACCCUAUGAAUGUGAUGAGUGUGGGAAAACCUUUAGUCAGAGCUCAAACCUUAUCCUACAUCAGAGAAUCCACACUGGGGAGAAACCCUAUCCAUGCAGUGAUUGUACUAAAAGCUUUAGUCGGCGUUCAGAUCUUGUUAAACACCAAAGAAUACACACUGGAGAGAAACCAUAUGCCUGUAAUCAGUGCAAAAAAAGUUUUAGUCAAAGCUCGGACCUCACUAAACAUCAGAGAGUACACUCUGGGGAAAAGCCCUAUCACUGUGAUAGUUGUGAGAAAGCCUUCAGUCAGAGUUCUGACCUUAUUCUUCAUCAGAGAAUUCACACUGGAGAAAAACCCUAUGCAUGCACACAGUGCGGCAAAAGUUUCAGCCAGAACUCAGACCUUGUCAAACACCAGAGAAUCCACACUGGGGAAAAACCAUAUAAGUGUAGUGAGUGUGGGAAGGCUUUCAGUCAGUGCUCAGCUCUCAUCUUACAUCAGAGGAUCCACACUGGAGAGAAACCAUAUCCAUGUGAUCUAUGUGGCAAAAACUUUAGUCGGCGCUCUGAUCUCGUUAACCAUCAAAGAGUCCACACUGGUGAAAAUCCAUAUAAAUGUGAUGCAGGUGGGAAAGCCUUCAACACAUGCCCUGAUAUUAUUGAACACCGGAGAAUCCACAGUGGGGAGGAGCCCCACAGGUGUGUUCAGGGCCGCAGAAGUUUUAGCCAACUCUCUGAUCUUAUUAGUCAUGAGAAAGUCGGUUCUGGGGAAGACAGUGUAAAAGAGAUGAAUGUGGGAAAACCUUUAGUGUGUCCACCAACUUUACUCAGUACCAGAGAUGCUAUACCAGAAAAAAAUCUUAUGAAUGCUAUUGAUGAUUAUGAAAAAGGUUUUAAUCAAGGCUCAACUCUUGUGCUACAUUAAAAACAAAAACCCACACUGGAGAGAAAACACAUUAAUUCGUUUUUUAUAAUGAAAGUUUAACUCAGAGCUCAAACAUUACUAAACUUCGGGAAAAUUCUGAGGAGGAAUCCUGUGAGUUGUGAGAAAACCUUCAAUGUGAAUAAAAAUUUUACAGAAUGUCAGCAACAAUGGAAAGAAAUUCCUAUCUGCUAUAAUGUUAAGAAAAGUUCUAGUCUUUUAUUCAAACAAUCCACAAGAGGAGAGUUUUGUCAUUGUAAGAAAUGUAUAACAUUAAUGCAGAGCCUUACCAGAUAUUGUAAAAACCAGUGUGGUGGGUGUGCAGGAGAUUCAUUAGUGUUAGAAUCUCAAGCCUUUAGUGAGCCCAAGUUACCUAUUGCAUAUCAGAGAAACUAUUUUAGGGAAUGUAGGCAAAACUUAAAUCCCUUUCAUAUCUUAAUUGGCAUUCUCUCUGAUAUCACACUUGUCUCCUGACAGCUGGAGAGUCCUACCUUAUGCUAAUACUAGUUAUCAUUAAAUUCCCUGUGUGUGAACAUGCUAUGCUAUUCUGGUAUUAAACUUACUAUAUAACACCAGUGCCCCAUUUUCUCAGGAUUUUUUUUUUGGCCUAGUUUUAGUUUUCCUAGUGAGCAUGAGUUUGCAAGUUCCUGUGAUGUUCACAGCAAAUAUGAAUCUAUUUAGCUGUCAAUAGUAGAGCCCAUAAUCUUUACUGGUUUGAAAUCACUUCUUCAAUUCUGCUAUUUAAUCAGUUUCUAAAUAUGCGAAACAAUUUUUAAAACAAAUCCAUAUGUCAAAAUGUGAAGAUUUCUCUGCUGCUCUGUUUAUCUUGUCAUCUAUAGAUUGAACAAAAAUGGUAGCUGAAGUAAUACCUACAUGACUAAUUUGUAUAGUAUAAUCUGUCUUAAAAUAAAAGGACCUAUUAUCUUUUUUUCAAGUGGCAA